CAUCAGCCCCACCACCACCAGUGUUCCGUCUUGUGUUGUGUCGUGUGGAGGUAGUACAAUUUGAGGAAUACAACAGUUGCUGAUAUGUGUACCUGAAGUAACGUAGUGGGUGAAACAGAGUGUAGUGAUCGAUACAGUGGUACAGAGAGUGUAGUGAUCGACACAGUGGUACAGAGACUGUAGUGACUGACACAGCGUGAUAAUCUUUACCGUGAGGAAUAUUCAUGAGAGACAGCCCCGCCACUUAGCCCCAGAAGUCCUGACGCCCGAGGAGGAAGCGGAGGAGGAGGAGAAGGAGAAGGAGAAGGAAGGGGAGGAGGAGAACGACAAGGCCAACUUGUAGUGGAUGACUGGGGAACAUCAUCCACAAACUGGCUGUCACCCACUCCCGUCCCCCGUCCAGGGUAGGACGUACCCCGCCUGUCCACCAUCACUCCCGCUCCUCCUCCAGGGUCGGUCCAUAUACUCCCAAGCUCAAUGGGAAGACGUUGGCUCCACCUACGGACGAUGACUUCGCUACGAGGCUUCAGGACCGCGUGUGUAGGGAUGUCAUCUUCCUCAUCCUCUUCGUCGCCUUCGUGGUUGGCACUAUCGCCUUCAUGGUGUAUGUGGGCGUUAAGAGUAACCCGAAGCGCCUUAUCCACGGAUACGAUCGGUAUGGCAACGUCUGCGGCCAAAACAAUAAAAAGUACUUCAACCUCUCGAACUCUGGCCAAAACUUCACCAGCAAGCCGUACCUUUCGUUUGGCGUAUCGACAGCAGAAGGUCUAGCUAAAGGAGAGGUUAUGCUUGGAACCUGCGUGAAUAACUGUUCACCCAACAGCUCGACGUUGAUAGGCUACCUGUGUCUGCCGCUCAGUAGCAGCAGUAUUUCCAACAAGACUAACGCCAUCAGCGCCAUCCUCUUCGGUGUGAGCAUCAGCAGUUUUUUCAGGAACGCUGGACGGGACCUGCAGGCCACUUGGAAGGAGAUGCUCAUCAUGUGUGUUAUAGCACUCGUCUUCGCUAUUGUCAUCACCAUACUUCUCAGGUUGUUGGCACAGGUGGUUGUGUGGUUGUCCGUCAUCAUUAUGAUAGGUGGCAGCAUCGGUGGUACCAUCUACCUGUGGGUACUCAAGACCCAGCAAAGCAAACAGCUGCAGGCCAUGAUGAACAGCACCAGCAGCAGCCCCUACGAGAUACAAAUGAUGCAGCAACGUGUUCAGUCACUGCUUAUUGGCGCCAUAGUGGCUACUAUCUGUUCGGUGCUGCUCCUGAUCAUUCUGAUAGCAAUGAGAAAUCGGAUCAGGUUGGUCAUAGCGCUCUUCAAAGAGGCCGGAAGGGCUGUGGCUGCCAUGCCUCUUAUCCUCUUCCAGCCAGUCUGGACGUUCAUAUGGAUGGCGCUGGUGUGUGCACUCUGGGUGCUGGGAUGGAUCAUUAUAGAAACCUCAGGACAACCCAUGUUGUACAACAACUCAGUAGUCUUCGUCAUUAGUGAUUUUAUCAAGUACAUGCGUCUCUACCACCUGUUCGCUAUCCUAUGGAUCACACAGUUUAUCCUCGCCUGUCAGGAUGUGACCAUUGCUGGUGCUGUUUCUCAUUGGUACUUCACCAGGAACAAGAAGGAGCUGGGCUGGCCCAUCUCGUCCAGCAUGAGGGCAAUGUUUCGCUACCACCUCGGCUCCAUCGCUUUAGGCUCCCUCAUCAUCGCCAUUGUCAAGUUUAUACGGAUCAUGCUCAAGUACCUGGAGAAGAAGUUGAACCGGAACGGAAACCAGAUAUGUAGUUUCCUCCUGAAGUGUUGUCAGUGCUGCCUCUGGUGUUUUGAGAAGUUCCUCAAAUUCCUCAGUAGAAAUGCUUACAUAGAGAUCGCUAUAUACGGGUAUGGGUUCUGCAAGGCUGCGCAAAAGGCUUUCGGGGUCUUGGCGUCCAACGCACUCAGGGUCGCUGCUAUCAACUCCGUUGGUGCCUUUGUCUUGUUUCUGGCUAAGUCUUCUGUCGUUAUCUGUACCGUAGUAAUCGGUUAUCAACUUUUAAAGACCAGAAAUGAAGUGAUGUACGUGUGGGUUCCUCUACUCAUCGUUGCUCUCUUCGCCUACUUUACUGCCCACUGCUUUAUCUCUGUCUACGAUAUGACGAUCGACACACUCUUCUUAUGCUUCUGUGAGGACUGUGAGAUGAACGACGGUAUCCAGAAACCAUACUACAUGAGCAUAAAUCUCAUGAAAUUCGUAGAGAAUAGCAAGAAGGCGAUGGAUGCUCUAGAGAACCACAACAAAGAAGGUGAUAAGUCACGACCCUGGACCACUGAUGUACAACCCAGCAACACUCAGAUGAAUUACCCCAUGUCAGCGCCGCCAUCACGGAUGCACAGCGGGAUCAAGCCUCUACAGCCUGGCUACCCUCCCAACUCUCUACCUCCUUCUCCAAGACAUUUCCUCUCUUCGACGAACUAAACAUGUUAGACGGAGCCUGUACCAGGCCACGACACGGGAGCUGCUUAAGACGAUAGUAACAACUGCAUGAAAACUCACCGUACUUCAGCCGUCAUGAGUUAAAUCAUUUAUGCCGGUGUCACUACAAAUCAGAAUUUAUGGAAUGAAUUGUAGGAUUUCGGAUUUAGUUGCUCAGUUACAGAUGAAAGAAAUAUACGGCGUGGUUAAUUUGGCCAGUGAGGAACUCAAGCAUAUGAAUUUUGAGGUGUUGGAAAACUGAACAAAUAUAUUUUUUUUUUGACAAAUGAAGGAAAUACGUCGUGGUACGUGGAGCACAAUUUUAUGAACUGGUCACUGAAAUAGUUUUUUUUUUUUUAUAAAGGUCAGAUCAGAUGAAGAUAGCAGUACAACGACACUAACCAGGAAGUGAUAUGGAAAACUAUAUCAAUUUGCCAUUCAUGUUUUUUCCUCCCGUGUCUAACUUUAUAUGAUUUUAAUCUGUUUUAAUUUUAUUCUUCUCUGCCCUGUUUAUUUUCAAGUUAUUUUAACACCAUCAAUAAAAUUAUAGUGUUGCAAGUAUUUACCUUCAAUGCUCGACACUUACAUUUUGUACGUCUGUUCAUAGAUUUUAAAUUUGAUUUGCAGAUUUUUUAAGUAUUAUGCUAUUUCUGUGACACAUGUGUCAAAUUUAAGAUAUUCUAAUUUUCACCAUCUCAUAAACAAGGAAGACGUCCAUGUUUUAAUGUGUGAUGAUAAUAUUAUCAUUAUUUAUAUAAUGCACACGUCACAAUGUGCUCUUAAGCCGAGUUAAUCGGAACGUUAAGUUUUCAACCUUAUACACUUGUUUCCUGCUCAAAUAAUCCUGAACAGACUUCGUAUGUCAUUUUUUUUUUAUAUAUUUGGGAUCCAUUUUGUAACUUUUUAACAUUUUUUUUCUCUCUGAUCCACAUUUUAAAGUGUAGACACUCCAUAGCAGCUGCAUAUUCAAAUUUUUGGCCGCAUAUGUAUUACAAACAUUUUUGUAUUUUUCAUCAGCUCUCCGUCCAUUUAUUUAAAGCUAUUUUAUACUUGUCAGUGUAGCGUGUGCAUCUCUCACAGUUUCAUUUAUAGCUCCUGGAUCCCAGUCGUUGUAUGAUACUCCCAAAAUUUUGUCUACAAAUUUUUAUUCUUCAUGUUGGUUUCACUGUCUCAUUGUGACGCCCCUUGAUGGCAUUUAUCAAAAUAAAAUUCCACUCCAUUUGCUCAAUUUCACCCGAUCAUCUUGUAAAAAAAACAAGUUAUUUAUAUUACUUAUUUUGCAAAAGAUAUAUGCGCUAAGUUUUGAUUAUAAUAAUAAUAAUAUAUAAUUAUUAUAAUAAUAAUAUAUAGUUUUCUGUCUCUUCUGGUAAGUCAAGUAAACAAUAAACACUAUAGAGAAUAGGUGGGCAACCUUCUUUUUUUUUAAAUGUAGCAACAGAUGUGGCUACUGAGAGUAAAAUUCGUCACACCUUGCAAAAUUAAGAAAUCGGCUUGCUCAUCUAAAAAUUAAAAAAAAUUAAAUUGACAAUAACUGAGAAAAUUUAAUGUGAAAUUUAACAGUUCCAUUAACAAGUUUCAACGCUGUUGACUGAUUAUCUGAAAGAGAUGUACACAUCGCUCCUCAACAAUUCGAGAUCUGUAUUUUGACUUAGUGAAUUCCAUCCUCGAGAAAGUCGAUCCAGUCAUAGUCAUUUCGAAAUGUCUGAUUUCAAAGUUGGGAGAUCUUUGUUAAGUAGAAUGCCUCCUCAUCUAUGACUGAAAAUUCUGCCUAAUUUUUAUAAGGGCGGCAUAAAAGAUGUUAUAUUAUUAGAGCCAAAUUAUGGCAAACUCAAAUUCGCCAGGCUUUCAUAGCCAGCUCGGCCCUUGUGGCGACAGGGUUGCCCACCCAGGGUAUACACGCAAGUACAGAUCCUCGCUUCUUUUUCCAAGAAAACAUUCUUUUUCUUAUAACUGUUUACAUUUUCCUCCAAUAAAGAGGCACAAUGCCGCGACUGGAACAAUACAUAAAUAACCCGCACACAGGAGACUAACUUAUGAGUACGUUUAGGUCCGAGGGCUCCGUCAGCCCAAAGCACAAAAUGAUUACUGGAGACAGUGCAAGACGUGAAGGGGUAAGCUGAGCUGUUCAGUCCCUCAACUUCGAUUUAUCAAGACUAAAAGACUAGUCACUUCAGAUAACCUCUUCACGCCUUCUACCGUCUCCAGUAAUUACUCUGAUAAAGCCACUGGUUAGUGAAACGUCUCGCAAUGAAGAUACCCAAGUGCUGCAUAGGUAUCAUUAUAUGAUUUUGCCUCACCAAGUCUCAUGGAGGUCAAGGCAUUGGUGGCAGCUUUACAUAUUGACCGACAGUCAUUGCCCUUAUAAUGUGCUUGUACUUGUGAAAACAAAGAUAUUAUUAUUACCACUUAUACAUUGUAGCUGUAACUAGUCGGUAUCACCAUGUAAGUUCCACCAAGGCAGUUUCAAAUCAAAUAAAUCGUACCUAAUGGUAGUACAGUGCACACGAGAAACAUUGUCUAAAGAAGGUUAAGUAAGUUUAUUUAGGUACAGGUACACAUCAGUACAAUUAUCAUACCUAAUAACGUGUGCAAAAUUACCUAGGAUAACCCCCAAAAAUCUGUAAUCUUUUGUCUACCGCCCACAGGGUGGGUAUGGGGUGCAUAAUAAACAUAUUAAACUAACUAAACUAAAGUUACCUGGGGGGGGAUCCCAAUUACUGAUUUUGUAUCUCGUUUAUUUCUCAUUUUGUGUGCCGUCUAUUUCUAUUUUUGUGUAU
Messenger RNA from Cherax quadricarinatus, 5209 nucleotides. The record is from RefSeq and is a predicted model, not a curated record. NCBI's taxonomy places the organism in Eukaryota, Metazoa, Arthropoda, Malacostraca, Decapoda, Parastacidae.